AUGCUGCUCAACGAAUUAGACGUGCCUCUUGACGACGUUGUCGUAGUCGAUCGACUGCACAUCGCCGAUUACAACGAGGCUAACAUUCUCCCACAAGACAAGACUACUCUGGAGCGGCUCCUCAAUUGGCUCAGUCCUACCAAGUAUGCAGGUGAUGGAAGCGAACUGAACAAACACGUUGCUUCGCAUCUCAAGGGUACCAGUCAGUGGCUUCUCGACUCGCCCAUCUUCGAACAGUGGCACCGUGGCAACAGUCAUGGAAUUCUGUGGAUCAGAGGAGUGCCUGGCACGGGCAAAUCUGUCCUUGCAGCAAGACUCAUCGCCCAUCUAUCUUCAGAGGAGUGCCCUGUGCUGUACUUCUUCUCCCGUUAUACCAUCCAGUCAAACCAUCGUCCCGAGGCAGCCCUUCGUGAUUGGAUUGCUCAGAUCUUGCCCUUUAGCCCGCCACUGCAGCUUGCGUUGAAGAAUCUGACAUCUGGCGACAUCAACAUAGGGUCGGUGGACGAACUGUCAAUGGCUGAGCUGUGGCAUCUUCUUCGGCUUGCUUUGAAAAGUAUCCCCAAGGCCUACUGUGUGGUAGAUGCUCUCGAUGAAAUGGAUCACGAGUUCAUGGAGCAAUUCCUCCGUCCUAUCGCGACAAUUGAGAAGAUUGUUCGGAAUCUGAGGUUGUUGGACAUUCGGCUUGGUAAAGACAAAGUAGAGCCGGACAUCCUCAAGUACCUCCAUCAUAGAUUGGACGAAAUGGCUCUGGCCUCGGAAAUUCGCGACACCAUCAUACGCGAGUUGCUCAAUAGGGCUGACGGUCUGUUUCUCUACGCCAAGUUCGCUAUGGACGCUAUUUCUGGACUGAAAAGCGUGACAGAGGAGACUGUGGCAAAGGCUGUUGAGGAUACGCCUGUCGAUCUAUCUGUGAUGUACAGAAAUCUCCUACGAGAGCAUAUGACACGCACAGAUCUGCCUGAGGGAUUGUGUAUUUUGGUUCUGCAGCUAGUCACCCACGCCAUUAGGCCUCUACGUCUUCUCGAGAUUGCCGAUUGUAUCAAAGUGACCAGACCAGAAAUGGGUCAAGACACUGGGAUCUUGAAAAACCUCAUACGCACGUCUUGUGGACCCCUGUUGGAAAUUCUUCCAGACGAGACUGUUCGAGUCGUUCAUCAUUCCUUGACGGAGUACCUCUUUGGAAUGAUUCGACCAUCUUCCGACAGAGACAUCCCACUGUUUGAACCGGGUCCUAUGCACAACCUCGUCGCACUUAUAUGUCUGUCAUAUCUUCGAUCAGGUUGUCUAGACGGAUUAAAACUUCGUAAAGAAUGGGAUGGCGACGUCGACCUAGACAUGAGAGAUUACCAACUACCACCGUUCUUGAAGUAUGCCGCAAACAAUUGGCACAUGCAUAGCAUGAAAUCCUCUUCCCACGGUUUCCUGCAGGAUGAAGCAAACAGCCGUUUUCUUUCACUGCUGGUGGAAUUAAAGCACACGAAAAGGCUCGUUGUGUUGAACGAACAUGUUAGCGACGGUGCUGGAAGGGAUCUGAAAUGGUUAUCACAAUGCGACGACAUGGCGCCAGAAGUGGAAGCACUUCUUUUUGCCAUUCAUCUUGAAUUAACCAGCUUUGUCGAGUAUUUCCUUUGUCGCAACGACAGUGAUGCAGCAAAGUACCCCGGAGCUCCAAGAAUUGAUCCUCCAUUGCACAUAGCCAUAAGGAAUGGGAACCUGAACAUUGUUCGCCUGCUCAUCACCAAGGGAGCCGAUGUUAAUCACUACGACAGACAAGGCGAAACACCACUACAUUUGGCACUUGGGGGUACUCGCUCAAAGAUGCGCUCACGUCCUGCCAUUGUUGAACACCUCCUAGCAGGCGGUGCUGAUCCUUGGAAGGAUCGUGGGAUGGAUAUGGGACCAUCCGAUAACCCCCCACCACCUUUCAUGUUCGUAUCUUACUGUCGAGGUCCAUUCCCUCCAUGCCCUCCGAUCAAACAAGCUAUCUCUGAGGGCGAUGCGCCAAUGGUUAUGCAGUUCCUUCCAUACGUCACGACCAAGGAUUUAGCACAUAGAGCUUUGGAUUGGGCCAUGGAAAACUAUCACAAAGAGAAGAUGAUGCGUAUGAUCCUCGAUUGUGGGCUUGUGGACAUCAAUAACGGUACUCAUGGCAAUACACCGUUGUUGAGAGCUUGCGCACGUAGGGACCCAAAGGCCAUAUCAAUACUCCUUAAAGCUGGUGCAGAUCCGAACGUCCUGAGCAGCAGGGGACGUAACCUGUUGCACACCUUGACUUCAAAGUCGUUAGAUGAUGGCAGAUCAAAUGAACGUACGGACAAAGUUACUAUUAAAGAGUGUUUCGAACUAGUUCUCGCUGCUGGUGUUGAUGUGAAUCAAGUUGAUCAAGACAAAUCAACACCGCUACACCUGGUUAGGAAUCCCCUCAUAGUCAAACUUCUUCUUGGUGCUGGAGCAGAUCCCCUCGCUAUCGACAAGAAAGGAUUAACUCCGCUUCACGUCGCAAAAGACAUCAAUGUGAUAAAGAGGCUCCUGACCAAAACAGAUAUCAACAGUCGGAACCGCGAAGGGAAAACCGUUCUACUUGGCCUUUGUUAUGGCGACGCCUCUACUGACACGAAAUACGUCAGGCCGGCACCUGGAAUGGCCAUCAAACUUCUCAACUUAGGUGCUGAUCCCAGCAUCACAGACAAUAAUGGCGAUGGCAUCUUACACUAUAUGGCCAGCAAAGGGGAGAUAGACACCCCUGAUGGAAAACUUCUACUGGAGCGUCUACUUCAGAGUGGUGUGGAUGUGCAUCUCCGCAACAAUAAAGGACAAACAGCGAUACACAAGUUGGGACUUAAGGAUUGGCUCCGCAGGACUCGAAUAACCGACUUGGAGUUUCUGAUUGAGAUGACAGACAUCGAUAUAAACGCAGUAGACGAUGAUGGGCGUACUUUCUUCUUUCAUGUCAUUGACAGUGGGGAUCUCUCGAGUUGUAAGCCAGAAGAUGUGGAUAGAUUCAUGGCUGCGAUGCUCAAGGCUGGGGCACGUUUCGAUGUUACUGACAAUCGGGGACGAACACUUCUGCAUGCUGUAGUACCACAUGGCGGCGAAGGGAAGAUUCUGAAACUCUUAGCUGAAAACGGUGUUGAUCCGGAAAAAACUGACAAAGAAGGUAAUACAAUUUGGCACGCAGCAGCUCCUCACUUUGUUUCGUCGACGGGGUCAAACCUGCUUGACAAUCUCAAAGACAUCAGUGUAGAUGUAGGGAGGCCAAACAACAAGGGAAGGCUUCCUUUACAUGUCCUGUGUGAAGAAUUUCUUAACGCCAAAGGGUAUUCCGGGUUCAAAGACGCGGCGGUCGUAUUUCACUACAUGGUACAACAAAGACACGGGGACAUCAAUAGGGCGGAUGAAGACGGAGUUUUACCGCUUCAUCUUGCCUCAACUUCUUCCACGCAUCUCACAAGAAUGAUCCUCGACGCUGGAGCUGAUGCUACCCUGGCCACACAUGAGGAUCUGAACGCCUUUCAUCUUACCGCUCGAUGGCGACAGACCGUCAACGCAAAAGAUAAACGUGGCCGGAGUCCUCUGUACUACGCUUGUGCCUCGGGUCACUACCAAUCAGUGGAGCUUCUCAUCCAAGCCGGCGUGGUGAUUGACUUGGAGACAUAUGAAGGGUCGGCUCUACAAGGCUGCGUUGAGUUUGAACGGGAGUUUCAAACCUGGGCCGACACAAAACCUUUUGCAUUUGAUGCUGUACGCAUCAGUGAUAGGAUCCCACUCAAUAAGGAUGGUCAAAAGCAAACUCGCCAAAACGAUCGUAUCGACGAGAUCCUCGACUAUCUAAUCAACAACACAACAUCAGCGAACUGGCGAGAGAUUGACCGAGCCGUUGUUGAAGCAGCGAAUCGACAGCAUGAUUAUACGGUUGAGUCUCUCUUACGAGUCAGGACGUCAUUGGGAUUGGAAGAAACAUUGUCGCGUACAGUUGAAGUGCAAUCGUGCUUGGAACGGCGAGCAUCAAUCCUAGCAAGUGUCGCUAGCGUUGAAAGCGUCGAAAGCGUCGCACCAUGUCGCAAGGCAGGGGGCAAGUUUUAUGAACAAAUACGAUUUAUGGUCGACCAAAGGCUUCAUCACGCCAUCCCUUCAUACAUCAAUGAGUACUCACCCGAGCCUCAGAUCGAAGAUCUUUAUAAAGUGUUACUCGAGCUUGUCCGCUCUGGUUACGCAGGACUUCUCGAUAUCUUGUUGACACCAGAUCUCGUUUCAAACCUUAACAAGCCUGGUCUUUCAAGUGAUGAUGCAGCACUGAAAUCAACAUGCCAUGAUAUGAUUUCACUGUUGAAAGCUGCUUGUUUGUCGGAACAGCCGAAUUUGCCGGUCAUCCAGGUUCUGGUCAAGAAGGGGGUGAAAUUGGACGAAUAUUCGUCAACAGACAAAACGACUCCUCUUCAUACCAUCGUCGAAACUAUGAAUAACAACUGGUGGCGUACUGCGCAGGCUAUUCCCUUCAUACUUGGGCAAUCUAUCAACCUGGAAGUUCGAAACUGGGCAGGACUUACACCUUUGAACGCGACGUUGAAGGAGAAAGACGAGCCCCUGUGGAGACCCGAAGCCACUGAAAUGCUUCUACGGGCAGGUGCAGACCCUUCAAGUGUUGACGACGAAGGGAAGUCCUGCCUUGCGCGUGCUGCAGGUCACGAGUCCCUCUUCAAACUGCUUCUUCGCCACGGAGCAGAAAUCAACCCGGCCACGGUAGCUGCGGCUGUACUUGCCAAGGAUGUGAAAAUGUUGAAGAUGAUGUUGGCCUCUGGCGCGGAUCCAAAUGCUCGAAAGGUGGACCAGGAGACACAAUGCAGGCGCAGCUACAGAUUUGGUGUGGACGCCGAGGAUGAAAGCGGAUUUUACCCUCUAGAUCUUUUGCUAGCGAGUAUGGGGUACGAUGAUCAUGAUCCUAUUUGUGAGGACAUGAUAAAGGUCCUUUUUGAGCACGGCGCAGAUCCAAACAGUCGCUAUCAGGAGACAACUAUAGCUCACAGAAAUCUUCGAGGACUAGGUUCGAAACCCGGUCGAUUCGACAGAAAGCUAGAACAUACAAUCACCAGCAGAAGGAACCAUUAUAUCGAUGCUAUUCUUCAGCACCCCCUACUGGACGUCAAUCUUAAGGACGCAUCUGGUGUUACGAUACUUCAAGCUGCUUACCAAAUGAGCGAUCUGAAAUCAGCACGGAUUCUUCUGGAAAGAGGCUCCAACGUAUACGAGCAGGACGAGAAUGGCAGGAAUGUUUUACAUCUAUCCCCGAACAGUCAUGAUCAGACCGACAAGCUCUCAGAUCUACACGAUUUCCAUAAACGUUUGCUCACUCUCGGCCCCAACCUUUUACACCAAGUUGAUACAGACGGUAAAACUCCACUUCACUACGCGAUGCUACGACGGGAUUCCUCGGGGUUACCACCGGGUUUCUGGAGAAAUACACGGGAUCCCGAGGAAACAAUCGAGUUAUUCAUAUCUCAAGGGGCAGAUGUUUGCGCUAGAGAUGCCGACGGAAACACUCCUCUUCAUUUUCUCUUGAAACAUGAUUGGACUGUGACCGUUGAUGAUGACAACAACACAGUUUGGGAUGAAUCCAAUAAGCGACUUGUAAACCUGUGUCUGUCAAGGGGCGCAGACAUCAACGCCCGUAAUAAAGCGGGCGAGACUCCGCUGUUUUCUUACUUUGCUCAGGGUGGACUGCAAGUUGUCUCUGCACAUAGCAAUGACUUGUCCGAGACAAUGAAAAACCUGCGUGUUCGGAGGGGACUCAGUAACAGUAAGAAAAUUAGUGAGGCUUUACAACAAGAGAUCACAACGGAACAAGAGCCGGUUCUGUGGGCGCUACUGGACGAAUUUGGUGCAGAUUGGACGGUUGUCGAUCAUGAUAGGCAGUCCCUGUUACAUGUUGUCGCAUCGAAGGGGAUGCGGAUGAUGUCAACAAGGAAGCAGAGGUUCCAGUUCUUGAUGAGAAAGGGACUGGACACUUCAGCGGAGAAUAGUCGGCAUCAAACGGCCUUGGAUGUUGCAGCGGCAAAUAAAGCAGAAGAUAUUCUAGCUUUGUUUAACGUUGAGUGA
Molecule: messenger RNA, 6093 nt
Organism: Fusarium poae
Lineage: Eukaryota; Fungi; Ascomycota; Sordariomycetes; Hypocreales; Nectriaceae
Exons: 4
Coding region: 1-6093 (2030 amino acids)
Molecular function (GO): protein binding
Source: RefSeq, a predicted model, not a curated record